Messenger RNA from Cadophora gregata, 357 nucleotides. RefSeq lists its product as uncharacterized. Bases 1 to 357 code for a protein of 118 amino acids. The transcript has a single exon. Lineage: Eukaryota; Fungi; Ascomycota; Leotiomycetes; Helotiales; Ploettnerulaceae. The record is from RefSeq and is a predicted model, not a curated record.
AUGCCACUAUCAAAUUCAGCGCAACAUCUCCACAAUCGCAAGAGAACACAACUCUCGGCGAUCAUCAGUAGGAUGCGGAGACGAGAUGAGGCAUACAAGGCAUGUCUGCUUUAUAGAUUGAGCAUUAAUGCUGUUUCUGAAUUGGUGUUCAUAUCGGCUCUCAAUUUUACAGGAUUGGCUUGGAGAAACGAUCGUUUCUUCUGUUUAUUGACUUCACAAAUUCGCUUCCCUCAAGACUAUAUCUCACAACACAUGACCCGGAACAAAGUCACCGACAUAUCUCAUAACUAUUUAAUGUCCAGGACUCUGUUAUUCGAGAACUCUCCUCUUGAGAACGUGUUCAAUAACAUGAAAUAG